Molecule: messenger RNA, 930 nt
Organism: Coffea arabica (coffee)
Lineage: Eukaryota; Viridiplantae; Streptophyta; Magnoliopsida; Gentianales; Rubiaceae
Source: RefSeq, a predicted model, not a curated record
AUGCGGUUGUGGAUUGCUGAAGGCUUUGUUCAAAAGACGGAGGUAAAGAGCCUAGAGGACACAGCUGAGGACUACAUAAUGGAUCUAAUUGUGAGAAGCUUGGUUAUGGUUGACAAACCAAAAUCUACGGGUGGAGUCAAAACUUGCCGCAUCCAUGACUUGUUGCAUGAAUUUUGUUUGAGAAAAGCCACAGAAGAAAAUCUUCUAAAGUUGAGACGUGAUGAUGCAGGACUUCCUAAGUUUGAUGAGCCAAGUAAUACACGUCGAUUGUUUAUUUACUCUAAAGCAAGGCAUUUUCAGAAGUCAAGGCUAUUUUGUCCUCUUCUAAGCUCUCUGGUGGUCUCCAUCCAGAGCGAGGAAUAUGGAACUCCAUACAAUGUAUCAUCCAUUUUUUGCGUCUUCAAACUUCUGAGAGUGUUGGAUUUGGGAAAAAUUAAUCUGGGAUUUGUUUUUCCUGGCGAAAUUACUUUGCUUGUUCAAUUGAGAUACUUGGCGUUUGCAGACAUUGAGGUGUCUCCAUGUAAGUGCUCCUCAGAUUUGUGUAACCUAGACACUAUAUCAGCUCUUGAGCUUGACUUGGGGCAAAGCAUGGAUAAGAUAAUGAAGAAGUUUCCACAUAUCCGCAAACUGAAAUGUAGUCUCCAUGAAACAGAAGAAGCAUGUGGGGAUUGGAGCAAGAUUGUGGCAAUGGACUUUCUGAGACGACUGGAAUCACUGAAGCUGUCUUUUUACCGUGUGAAAGAUAAGGAUUAUGGGUUCAGUUUCCCCAUGAAUCUAAAAAAGUUGACCCUGGAAGCAUUUCCUUGGAGUAUGAUUUCCUCAAUAGGAAGCCUACCUAAUCUUGAGGUUCUCAAAUUACUGGGUACAAAAGCUGGUGGGGAAGAAAUAUGGAACAUGGAAGAAGGGAAUUCCCUAAACUCAAAUUCUUGA